This is a messenger RNA of Ectocarpus sp. CCAP 1310/34, 3540 nucleotides long. Lineage: Eukaryota; Phaeophyceae; Ectocarpales; Ectocarpaceae. The record is from the annotation of a GenBank genome assembly.
AUGUCGGCCGGAAGGCGUCGCCGCGUGAUGCUGGAAUCUGACGAUGAAGAUGAUGCGGCGGUCAGAGAGCAGGGGUCGGGGGAGGUUUCGGUUACGCCGCAUGUAUUGCCUCCGACGACCGAGCAGGCGCGUCCCAGCAAGUCCCGCCGCAGCAUGAAGAUCAUAGCUGCCGACGAGGACGACGACGAAGGCGGUGAUGCCGACGGCAGCGGCGGUGGAGGAUUGUUCGGAGUUGCAGACGCAGGGGGGGAGAGCGCCGGGGGCGGCGACGAGCAGGAGGACGAUGAGGACGAUGAGGCAGAGCGGAAGCGCCGCCGGCAGCUGGCGGAGAGGUGGUCCAAGCUCGAGGAGGAUUCGGACCACGAGUUGAGCGACGGUGACGGUGGUGACGCGAGCGGUGCUAAACGCUCCUCGCUGGUGCAGCUGCAGUUCCACGAAACCUGGGGCCGAGGCGCUCGUUCGAGGACCGCAAGCAGGCAAGCUAUUAGUCAAGGAGCCCCCGCCGUCAGGAGACGAGGGAAACAGAAAAGCGCUCCAGCGUCGGUGGGGGCGGCGACGUUUGCCAAUGGCGGCGGCAGCAGCCGCAACACCCGGAAGUCGGGGAGACGAAAGUCGGUGGCAAACGCCUCCGGAACCGACGAUGACGAAGAUGAUGCCGAAGCCUCUUCGCGUGCUGAUGGCCACGCAGUGGCUUCUGCGAGCAAGAAGAGACGACUCAGGGGCAAGUCUCAGCCGGAGGAAGAGGAGGAGGAGGAUGGGAGGCCCGCCGGACGCAAGAGGGCGAGACGAAGCAAAGCUUCUGCGAGAACAGAGGCUGCAGCGGCGGUAGAUGGGGAUGGCGAGGAAGAGCAGAAUGACGAGCCGGUCAGGCGGUCUUCAAGGGCGCAGAAGGGCAAGGCGGUUGCCGACAAGGACCCCGGCAGCGGCAAGCGUAGAAAAACGGCGGCAGUCGGGUCAGAACCGGAAUCGCCGGGCCCUUCUUCCUCGGACGAUGAUGAUGAUGAUGACGACAGUGACGAGGAGUUCAGCAUGCAGCCCGCUAGCUCCAAAAAGAGGGGCAAGGAUACAAGAAUAGACGGGCGGACGAUGGGCAGAAGCGGUGAGGAGGUCGUCGACGUCGAAGAAGCGAGUCCUGCCCGGGUGGGUACACGAGGCGCCGGCUCAAAAACCAAGAGCAAGGGCAAGGGCAAGGGCAAGGGCAAGGGCAAGGGGAAGAGCGGUGGCGGUGGCAGCCCGAUCGUCCUUUCCUCGCAGGAGAAGGAGGAGGAGGUGCCCGUGAAAUCGGUUGGCAACGGCAAGAAGAGCACCAAAGAGAAUGCCGGACGGGAGAAAGACAAGAAGGUCGGGGGCAAGGGCGGCGGCAAGGGCAUCAAGGAAGAAGCACCGGCGGCCGCGGCCGGAAGAGCCACACGAACCAGGAGGCGGAGAUCCAUGGUCAACUACCGCGAGAUGCUGCACGGCAACGGGACCAGCGCCUCGGAAGAAGCAGACGGCACCGGUGGCGGUGGCGGCGGAGAGGACGAAAGCGGGUGGGACAACGACGACGACGACGACGACGACGACGACGAGAGUGACGGAGAGUUGGACGGCAAGAAGCCCGGGAAUAAAUGCGCGACGGACGAAGAUAUCGACGAGGACGACAGUUUCGCCGUAACGAUACAAGACGACGAGGACGAGGAGGAGGAGGAGGAGGAGGAGGAGGAGAGCGAAGCGGUUGGUUCGACCGGAUCGGGAGGACGUGCCAAGCGGUCCAGGUCGGAGAAGGGCGGGAGCGGGAGCAAGCGCAUGGGGCGCAAGAGGAACCACCGAUACAACGAGCCCGAAGAUGAGGAUGAAGACAAUUUCAUCGACGAUGAGGACGACGAUGAUGACGAGGGGGAAGACGGGGGCGACGCCUUUUUCUCGCACGCGGCCUUUUUCAACGAGAUGGAGCAGUCGGAGGAUGGAGGCGUUUCUUCGCUCUCUGUGGGAACGAUGACGUUCAAGGAAGCCUUCUUGUUCUACGUGGAAUACAUCGCUAAAGCUACUCAAGGAGACGGGGCCGGCGAAGCAUUCAUGAAGAAGUACGUCGCGCAGCCCCGGAUUCCCGAGCACGCCCGCUACGGGAAGGCGAAGGAGAUGGUCGAGAAAAAGCUGCGCAUCAGCGGCGAGAGCCUCUGCGGUUCUUGGCGGCAAGACUUCCGGGACACCAUCAUGCGGUACCCCCACUACGGCUACCACCACGUCGACGGCGACUUGUGCAGACUGAACGAUCGCUGCAGCGCAUGUAACCGCUCCAACCGGACUAGCGUUAUUGCCUUUCUCUCUGGCUCAGAGUACGACCCGAACAGGGUAUGGGACGGGCUUCGAUGGGACAAGCACCUUCCGGAGCACUGGGAUGACCCCGACGCCGCGGCCGUUGCGAAACAGGAGGCCAAGGCAACGCACUACCUAGGAGACACGUGCAAGCACAAGUCUCACUUGUUCCACAGCUUGACGCACUACAAGCUGUACCUGGUGAGCAAGGUGUCGGCGAAGAUCAGAGGGGACAGUGGGCUGGAGCCGGAGAACUUCCGCGGGGAGGGGGGCCCGCAGACGAGCAAAAAGGAGAAGAAGCGCUGCCUCAACUUCUCCGAGAACGAAUUCGAGUCGCUCUCGGCGCUCCUGCGCAAGGCGGACGACCUGAACGGGGUCAAGUGGGGCGGCCGCGCGGGAGUGCGGGGCGGGCACGGCAAGACCUUCCUCGAGAUGGGAGCGGCCUCCUCUAUUCUGGAUUGGCUGUCGGGCGAGGCGCAGCAGGGGCAAUACGGCGGUCUCGACCUUGGUGAAUUGGAGGGACAGGGGCCGGGGCUGGGAGAAGAUGGAGAGACCGAAGACGAAGAUGAGGAGGAGUUUGAUGUGGGGAGAGGGAGGCGUUGGCGCACGGUCGGCAGCAGCAGCGGGCGAUACGGGUGAAGGCCUGGGCCCUGUCAUGAGGGAGGGAGGGAGGGAGGGACCCACGCUGCUAAAUGUAACAAACACUCUUGGUAUCCAGGGUGUGCAUUCAUGUCUUUGGCAGGGUUGCGGCGUCAGAGUCAGGAUUGGUCACGAGGUUGAUGUGUUCUGUGCCGAAGGCGGGGAAGCCUUCCAUUUUCUUAUCUUUGGCUUCGGCGGAUCGUGGGGGAGGGUUCAGAGAUCGCUGAGGGCUUUCGUUCAAUAGCGCCCUGUUGUAGACGCAAGUACACGGCACCCCCGCUGGAAUUCGUCUCCUGAGCAUGUGGUCAAUUCAGAGAAGAGAUUGUCGUUUGCGCUAGGUGUUUUGGCGACAUUGACCUCGGGGAUACGGACACAUAUAGCCCUAUUUUCAUUGAAUGAUGAUCAUCUCAUCGUUUUUAGUCGGGUCACGAUCGGCAGCUCCCGCAGUGUUACCAAACUGAGCUUCGCGCGAGUUGCAUGCGUGUACAGGUGGGGACAGCAGAGAGACAACUGUCCCAACAAGAGGACAGCGCAAAUAAACGUGGACUCUUCUCCGGAUGCCUCGAGUGCUUCGAGUGGUUGGGCGCUGCUGUCUGCCGGCCACCA